UCCAACGGCGGCAUUUGAUCCGAGGUAUCGUGUAUCGUGGCAGCUAUGGCUGCCUCGAGCCAUUUGGGCGCUUCCAGGAUUCACAGAGGAAUUCGGCUGCCUGUCAAGGAUGCGAGCUCCCUUCUCGGGAGAGCUUUCUUCCCGUGCCACCAUCAAAGAAUCAUACGAUCCAGACACGAGUUUCGAGUGUUUUGCAAGAAAGUCGAGAGCGAAGCUGAAAUCGUCGAGACCAAAUUCGUCGGCAAACCCGAGCUGCUCGAAAAUGGGAGAAAAAUCCCGACCAGUUUUGAGGAGAUGGACUGCGUUGGAACAGGCACAGAUGUGGAGUGUGUCUACAGGGACUUGGAGAGCGACUUUAGAUUCGGCGGCACUGUCUCGUCCAGAGCGAUCGAUUCAUCGGACCCAGCGAGCAGCAGCAAAGAUUUCAGCAGCGCCGAGAAGAGAACGGAUCAAACCGGGAGCUCGGGAGCUUUAAACACAGUGCUGCUAGACAAUCUCCUCCUGAUAUCGCCGUUCUUUUUCUGGGGCACGGCUAUGGUGGCCAUGAAAGGAGUUCUUCCAAAGGCCGGACCUUACUUCGUUGCAUCGACGCGGCUUGUCCCGGCUGGAUUGCUGCUAGUCGGAUUUGCGAGCUUGCGAGGCCGGAAGCAGCCGUCGGGGCUGUAUGCAUGGCUUAGCAUUCUCGUCUUCAGCAUCGUCGAUGCGUCGUGCUUCCAGGGAUUCCUAGCAGCAGGACUUGGGAAAACAAGCGCUGGACUUGGAAGUGUUAUCAUAGAUUCGCAGCCUUUGACAGUAGCCAUUCUCGCGUCGAUCCUGUUCAACGAAACGAUCAAGCCUCUUGGAGCUUUGGGACUUCUUCUAGGUGUAGCGGGGCUUUUGCUGCUGGAGGUGAUCACAAGCUUCAUAGUUCUUGCAUCGUCUCACUGGAAUUUGCCACAGGUUCCAGCUGAAUCCUUGGGAGCACUGCUUUCCUCCGGUGGUGGCAUAGAAUUCUCCUCCAGUUUUUGGAGCAGCGGAGAGUGGUACAUGCUCCUCGCUGCUCAAAGCAUGGCCCUUGGCACGCUCUUGGUUCGCUGGGUGUGCAAGUUCUCGGAUCCGAUCAUGGCAACUGGCUGGCAUAUGAUAAUUGGUGGCUUGCCAUUGUUGCUCCUCGCAGCGUCUAACAACGAGCCCGCCUUGAAUGGUCACUUGGAAGAUCUCAUGGUUAGUGACUGGGCUUCUCUAGCUUACACCUCGAUCUUUGGGAGUGCUAUAAGCUAUGGUGUGUUCUUCUACAACGCCACCAAAGGGAGCCUCACGAAGCUGAGUUCUUUGACAUUUCUCACACCAAUGUUUGCAGCUUUUUUUGGAUAUCUUGUUUUGGAUGAAAGCCUCAAUGGCGCUCAAAUUUUGGGAGCUACGAUCACACUCGCUGGUAUUUAUCUUGUAAAUGCAAGGCCCCCUGAGUCGAAAAUUAAACAAUAGCAAAAUUCUUGAUUAAAGCCUUAA
Selaginella moellendorffii is the source of this 1488-nucleotide messenger RNA. Its product is annotated as WAT1-related protein At3g02690, chloroplastic. The transcript has 7 exons. NCBI's taxonomy places the organism in Eukaryota, Viridiplantae, Streptophyta, Lycopodiopsida, Selaginellales, Selaginellaceae. Bases 46 to 1464 code for a protein of 472 amino acids. The record is from RefSeq and is a predicted model, not a curated record. Gene Ontology annotation, cellular component: chloroplast; membrane.